This is a messenger RNA of Ylistrum balloti, 1384 nucleotides long. RefSeq names its product two pore potassium channel protein sup-9-like. The record is from RefSeq and is a predicted model, not a curated record. Bases 257 to 1354 code for a protein of 365 amino acids. Lineage: Eukaryota; Metazoa; Mollusca; Bivalvia; Pectinida; Pectinidae. The transcript has 2 exons. Gene Ontology annotation, cellular component: membrane. Gene Ontology annotation, molecular function: potassium ion leak channel activity. Gene Ontology annotation, biological process: potassium ion transmembrane transport; stabilization of membrane potential.
GGGUAUUGCGUUUUAUAGCACCAAAGGGCCUAACCAUUGACUAGCAGCUGUUCUCGACCGAAUAUCAGGAAAUUAACAGUGUAGUUCUGGCGAGAAUUUCGUGUGUCUGGUGUACAGAUCAACACUUGAAUAUAAUUAUUGAAAUAGGAUAUUGAAUACAUACCUUCGUCCCUGAACAUUCCAAACAGGAACAUGAUUGUGUGUUGAACACUGGAUAAUUUUGUUUUUUUGGAAAUAACUUUGAAAUACGUAAACAAUGAAACGACAGAACGUCCGGACCCUGUCUUUAAUUGUCUGUACAUUUACCUAUCUUCUGAUAGGGGCGGCCGUGUUUGACGCCCUAGAAUCGGAGUAUGAACUAGAAAACAGAAGACGAUUAUUUGCGGAAGAAGACGAGAUACUAAAGAAAUAUAACAUUUCAGAAAACGAUUUUAAAAGCAUUCAGCACAAUGUCAUCUGGUCCCGUCCAUACCAGGAGGUCAUCCAGUGGAAGUUCGGAGGCGCUCUGUAUUUUUCUUUGGUCGUGGUGGCAGUAAUAGGUUAUGGUCACAGUACACCAAAGACAUUCUGGGGCAAGUCCUUCUGCAUGAUUUACGCUUUAAUUGGAAUUCCACUAUGCAUCAUCAUGUUUCAAAGCGUUGGUGAAAGACUGAACACAUUCGUGACUUUUGUCUUGAAACAGAUUAAAAAAUGUUUCCGGUUUAAAAACUCGGAAGUUUCUCAAACUGAUUUAUUUUUUGUGACUAUGAAUUUAUCAACAAUAAUUAUAACUACCGGGGCUUUAGCGUUUUCGCAUGUGGAGGGCUGGAACUACAUCGACGCGUUCUACUACUGUUUCAUCACACUCACCACCAUCGGCUUUGGUGAUUUUGUUGCACUUCAGAAGGAUUACAUGGUCCAACAGAAGCCCCAUUAUUUUGCGUUCAGCAUUCUAUUCAUUUUGUUUGGAUUAACAGUCAUAUCUGCGGCGAUGAAUCUUUUAAUUCUUCGUUUUGUCACGAUGAACACUGAAGACGAGCGACGGGAUGAAAUGGAAGCUGCUGUUGCCGCCCAGAAUGCAGUGCGACUCGAUGGUGACGUCAUAACCGGAAAUGGAGGUGUAGUAUCAAACGCACAAGAACGUCCAGAAUUCAAUGACACAUUAUCUGUAUGUUCGUGCUCAUGUUACAAAUGGACGUCACCACGUGACAAAGUUUACACGUCCAGUCCCUUAAGUAAUCAUAAAAGCGGGAAAAGAAAAAGUAGAUCGUCUGGAGCGACCGCUCUAGAGUGUUCAAAAGACAUGGACAGCAAUCUGUCUGAAGACACUGAAUCCUUUCUCAAUUGGCAGAGGAGCAAACGUGCCUCGUUAUAAGUGUGAUUUAUCGGACAAAUUUCAUAUACA